AUGUCUGCCUCCCGCUCGUUAACAGCGGCGAAGGAGGGCGAAAAGGCCUUUGAAAGCGGCGAGAAAGUCAGUGCGGAGUUCUUCGCCAUCACGUACGGGGCUCUCGUGCAGCAAAUGCUCGCCGAUCUCCCGCAGCCCGACAAUGUAGAAACCGUCAAUCAACAAUUAGACGCGAUGGGCCGCCGCAUUGGCGCACGGCUGGUGGAGGAGUUCGGCGCCCGCAGUGGAUCCCCACCGUGCCGCACCUUCGCACAGGCCGCGGAGAGUGCUGCGUUGAUUGGACUGCGUAUGUUUUUGAAUAUUAAAGCCACAGUAGAGCCGGUGCGGGCGGCGGAUACAUUUUCAAUUACAUUUCAAGAGAAUCCACUCGCAUUAUUUGUGGAACUGCCGGAAGGAGUUGUGCGGGAGCGGCUGUGGUAUUCAAAUGUUGUGUGUGGAGUGUUGAGUGGGGCAUUGGCGAUGGUGGGAUUUGUGGCGGACGUGGUGUUUGUGCGGGAUACACUCCGUGGGGAUCCUACCAAUGAAUUGUUGCUUACCUUUAAGGGAAGAGAGAAGGAGACAUUUCAGAUUGAACGAUAG
Molecule: messenger RNA, 579 nt
Organism: Trypanosoma theileri
Lineage: Eukaryota; Euglenozoa; Kinetoplastea; Trypanosomatida; Trypanosomatidae
Product: putative trafficking protein particle complex subunit 3
Exons: 1
Coding region: 1-579 (192 amino acids)
Biological process (GO): intra-Golgi vesicle-mediated transport; endoplasmic reticulum to Golgi vesicle-mediated transport
Cellular component (GO): cytosol; TRAPP complex; cis-Golgi network membrane
Source: RefSeq, a predicted model, not a curated record